Botrytis cinerea B05.10 is the source of this 1751-nucleotide messenger RNA. RefSeq lists its product as hypothetical. The transcript has a single exon. Bases 251 to 1432 code for a protein of 393 amino acids. The record is from RefSeq and is a predicted model, not a curated record. NCBI's taxonomy places the organism in Eukaryota, Fungi, Ascomycota, Leotiomycetes, Helotiales, Sclerotiniaceae.
GAACUUUUAGUUCAGUUUGAGAAUUUUAAUUCAGAUUCGAGAACAUGAUUGAAAGUCUUGCAAUUUAUUUUGUAUAAGUACAUGUCAUAUUCUCUUAAGAUUAUCUCUUUUCCAUCAUCCACCACAGCAUCCUCAGCUCAGUCUUUCGUUCUCGAAACUUUCCAUUCGCUUCUUAACAAUCGCUAAACACUCUCGUUGAUUUCAUAUUCAAGCUCCCUUAUUAAAUCUUAAUAGAUUUCUUUUCUUAGAAAUGCGUUUCACCGACUUUGCCCUGGUGGCAUUGACUGUUGCAGGAGCUAACGCCGCUCCUCGUCCUCAGAAGAUUGACUUCAAAUCCCUCAAUCCUGUCGUACAAUCUGUUCAAAGUGUACCAGUUGGUAUCACUGCUCAGGUUGUCACAUAUAAUCCUACUGCUGCUACAUCCUCUGCCGCUGCUGCUGUUACUAAAAGUUCAGCUAUCAAGGCAACAGAAACUACAUUGGCCACAAAACGGGAAGCUGGGCAACUCGAAGUCAGAGAUGGUGAUUGCUCAACUCAACCAGCAACCAUCUAUACUGGAACCAACCCAGCAACAGAUGAUCCAGAUUCUUUUUUAGCCUAUCAGCCAUUUGCUGAUGCAGCCAACAGCGCUGCAACUCCACCUGGCUUUACUAGAUCUUUUGUUAAUCUUAACGCAUCUAACAAUGCUUUGAAGUACAUGGGAUUCACACAAUUGCCUACAUACGACACCAACAAUUGUGCUAGCAAGUGUUCCGACAUCGCUGGAUGCAAUGCCUUCAAUAUUUACUUCGAACGCGACCCAUCUGUCGACCCAGGUGCCUCUUGCACAAACCCAUCUUCCAUGACCAACGUUAAGUGCGUCUUCUGGGGUGGUGCAAUCGAUGCCAAAACUGCAGUCAAUGAUGGUCAAUGGCGCAGCACAUUCCGUGUUGUCAUUGCAGGAUCAAACGGUUACAACCUAAAUUCAUUCCCAACACCAAGUGGAUAUAAUCCUCCCACAUCCCUUGCAGGCGCUUCUAUCAACGCUCCAUUAGAUUGCAACAAGAAUGAUACUUACCUCGGAUCUCGUUUCUUCACUGAUACACCAUUCGAUAUUAGUCUUUGCACAGCAGCUUGCGAUGCCACCACUGCAUUCAAUAUCGCUCAUCCACCUGCAAGUGGUAUACAAACUUGUCAAUUCAUCAAUACCUAUAUCCUUUACUUGAACGGUGUUGCUCAAGGCCAAGCUUGUGCGAUGUACACAGACUCAUGGGAUAUCAGUUAUGCUGUCAAUACUGGUUAUACUAGUGGAACCGAUGUUUACACUAUCGACUCUUCUUAUACCUUGUCCAACUCUACCAAUCCGAACUACGCAGCAAACUGCAAGGUUGUAGCUAGCUCAAACUCAAGCAUUGCAAGCAAUUCAACUAUCGCUCGUCGUUUUGCAUAUUAAUUGUAUGUAUAGUACAGUACUCUUCUAACAUCCGCGAGCAGUUCGGGCCGUCGGUUGUUAGUCAGAAGUCCUAUACACGCUGCCGGUUAUUUGUUAUCUGUCAGGGUUCAUAAAUAACCCGCUAUUUAUGAAUAGUCCACGGAUUGUUUGUAGAUAAUUUGUUUAUCUUUUGUGAUUUUUGAGGGGUGGAAGUUGAUGGAAUGACGUAAUGCAUUAAUAUCUACAUGAGUAAUAAUACUAGAAUGUCUUCAAUAUAUAUCUAAGAUGAAAUUCUUUGCAAAAUUCUGAAAUGAAUGCCCACUAGUGAAGAGCUUUAACA